Molecule: messenger RNA, 3642 nt
Organism: Anas platyrhynchos (mallard)
Lineage: Eukaryota; Metazoa; Chordata; Aves; Anseriformes; Anatidae
Gene: NELL2
Product: neural EGFL like 2
Cellular component (GO): cytoplasm
Molecular function (GO): heparin binding; protein kinase C binding; calcium ion binding
Source: RefSeq, a predicted model, not a curated record
CGGCCUCCGUGCUCCCGCUGGACGGCGGGGAGCGGAGCGGUGCUCCCGGGGGGGGCUCGCCGGGAGGAGGCUGCUGCAGGAGCAGCGGGAGCAUCCCCAGCCGGGAGGGAAGGGGAGGCUGCGGGGCACGACCUGAAGCUGCCUCUCCGCCCCGGUGGUCGGAAGCCCACCCGGAGGAGAGAGGAGGAGAAGGGGGGGGGCUGCGCUGCCCGGCCCGGCCCCCCCGCCACCGCCUUUGUGUGCUCCGGCCGGCCGCCGUGAUGCGCGCUGCGGGGCGGCGGGGGGUCCGCUCCUCCCGGUGAGAGGCGGGGAGGCAGCCAGCCUCUGCCCCCCUCCCCGGAGCCUUUUUUUAUUAGUAUUUUGUAUUCUUUUUAUUUUGGAAAGGGGGGGUGGGCUAUGGACUGAGCGCUGCGCUGUGCCAUGGAGUCCGGCAGCGGCUUCGGCACGCUCUGCCUUCUGCUCUGCCUGGGGCCAGUUGCAGGCUUUGGCGUGGACCCCUCGCUGCAGAUCGACGUGCUGGCCGAGCUGCGGCUGCCGGGCUCGGCGGCGGGCGUGCGGCAGGUGCCGGGGCUGCACAACGGGAGCAAAGCCUUCCUCUUCCCAGAUACUUCAAGAAGUGUAAAGGCAUCUCCAGAAACAGCUGAAAUAUUUUUUCAGAAGUUGAGAAAUAAAUAUGAAUUCACAAUCCUGGUGACCUUAAAACAAGCCCAUUUAAAUUCAGGGGUUAUUCUCUCUAUUCAUCAUUUAGAUCACAGGUACCUGGAACUGGAAAGCAGUGGUCAUCGAAAUGAAAUCAGGUUGCAUUAUCGCUCAGGCAGUCAUCGCUCCCACACAGAAGUAUUCCCGUACAUCCUGGCAGAUGAUAAGUGGCACAGGCUUUCCUUAGCAAUCAGUGCUUCUCACUUGAUUUUACAUGUGGACUGCAAUAAAAUUUAUGAAAGAGUUGUGGAGAAGCCCUUCAUGGACUUACCUUUGGGUACAACAUUUUGGCUAGGACAGAGGAAUAAUGCACAUGGUUAUUUUAAGGGCAUAAUGCAAGAUGUGCAAUUACUUGUCAUGCCUCAAGGAUUUAUUUCUCAAUGCCCAGAUCUUAAUCGCACAUGCCCAACUUGUAAUGAUUUCCAUGGACUUGUGCAGAAAAUUAUGGAACUGCAAGACAUUUUAGCCAAAACAUCAGCAAAGUUGUCCCAAGCUGAGCAGAGGAUGAACAAGUUGGAUCAGUGCUACUGUGAAAGGACCUGCACAAUAAAAGGCAUGACAUACAGAGAGUUUGAAUCCUGGACAGACGGUUGUAAGAACUGCACUUGCAUGAAUGGUACUGUGCAGUGUGAAGCUUUGAUUUGCCCUCUCUCUGAUUGCCCGAUUAAUUCUGCCCUGACAUAUGUGGAUGGCAAGUGCUGCAAAGAAUGUCAAUCGGUGUGCAUAUUUGAAGGCAGAACCUACUUUGAAGGACAAAGAGAAACUGUGUAUUCAAGCUCAGGGGACUGUGUUCUGUUUGAGUGCAAGGACCACAAAAUGCAGCGUAUUCCAAAAGACAGUUGUAUGACUUUAAACUGCCCAGAAUCUCAACAGAUCCCCUUGUCUCACAGUUGCUGCAAAAUCUGUAAAGGCCACGACUUUUGUACCGAAGGACACAACUGCAUGGAGCAUUCUGUCUGCCGAAACCUGGAUGACAGAGCUGUCUGUAGCUGCCGAGAUGGCUUCAGAGCCCUUCGAGAGGACAACGCCUACUGUGAAGAUAUUGAUGAGUGUGCUGAAGGACAGCACUACUGUCGGGAGAACACCAUGUGCGUAAAUACACCAGGAUCCUUUAUGUGCAUCUGCAAAACAGGAUAUAUACGCAUUGAUGAUUAUUCAUGCACAGAGCAUGACGAAUGUAUAACAAACCAGCACAACUGCGAUGAAAAUGCUCUCUGUUUCAACACUGUGGGUGGGCACAACUGUGUCUGCAAGCUGGGUUACACAGGAAAUGGUACCGUGUGUAAAGCAUUUUGCAAAGAUGGGUGCAGGAAUGGAGGAGCCUGUAUUGCUUCCAAUGUGUGUGCCUGCCCACAAGGCUUCACUGGCCCCAGCUGUGAAACUGACAUUGACGAAUGCUCAGAUGGCUUUGUUCAGUGCGACAGCCGAGCUAACUGCAUUAACCUGCCUGGGUGGUACCACUGUGAGUGUAGAGAUGGCUACCACGACAAUGGGAUGUUUUCACCAAGUGGAGAAUCCUGUGAAGACAUUGAUGAAUGUGGAACUGGAAGGCAUAGCUGUGCCAAUGACACUAUUUGCUUUAACUUGGAUGGUGGGUAUGACUGUCGAUGUCCGCAUGGCAAAAACUGCACAGGAGACUGUAUCCAUGAAGACAAAAUCAAACACAAUGGUCAGAUUUGGGUGCUGGAGAAUGACAGAUGCUCUGUCUGCUCAUGCCAGAAUGGAUAUGUGAUGUGCCGGCGAAUGGUCUGUGACUGUGAAAAUCCCACUGUAGACCUAUUUUGCUGUCCUGAAUGUGACCCAAGGCUCAGCAGCCAAUGUUUACAUCAGAGUGGGGAGCUUUCCUACAACAGCGGUGACUCCUGGAUACAGAACUGUCAGCAGUGUCGCUGUUUGCAAGGUGAAGUUGACUGUUGGCCCUUGCCAUGCCCAGAAGUGGACUGUGAAUUCAGUGUCCUCCCCGAGAAUGAGUGCUGCCCACGCUGUGUUGCUGACCCCUGCCAGGCAGACACCAUUCGCAACGACAUCACUAAAACCUGCCUGGAUGAAACCAAUGUCGUUCGCUUCACUGGGUCUUCUUGGAUUAAGCAUGGCACAGAGUGCACACUCUGCCAGUGCAAGAACGGCCAUGUCUGUUGCUCAGUGGAUCCACAGUGCCUUCAGGAACUGUGACACCAACAACCAUCUCUCACAAAGCAGUUUCUGGUUAAAGAAUUUUCCUUCAAAAAAAAAAUAAAUCUUUAGACCAAAAAUUGUAUAAAAUUUAAACUAAAAUUGGAUUGUUUUUGUCCAUCUGAAGUGCAGAAAUGUGAUUCAGUUACCUGAAUCAGAGUGAAAUUUGUGAGACUCAAGACAAGCUCAGAUGUGUAAACCUUUAUAUGAGGUCAGGCCCAAAUGUUCUGGCUAUUUGUCUGUCUGACAUCAUUAUGCAGAAUAUUAGGUUAGUGUAAAGUGACACAUUGUAAUGCUGUACAUAACGAUGUCAAGAUCCUAACACAGCUAGGAGCUCUUACAGGGUCUUCCAAAGCUUUGAGAGUCCAGCACUUGACCAGAUGAAGAGAUUUUUACUUAAUUGUUAUUGGUUCUGCACAAAUGUGUUUGAUUGCUCACUGCAGAAUAUAGCAGAUGUAAAAGGAUGAAGCCUUCAGGAAUAAAGAACAUAGCAGCUAAGAUGUGAUAUGUACAGUAUAUGCGCUGAAAAAAAAAAAAAAGAUACAAGCUAUUGUAAAAACAAAACAAACAAAAAAAACAUACAAAAAAAAAAACACAAAAAACCCUAAAAACAAAAAUCGUGAUGCACAGGCAUGGCUUCUUAAUGUUUUCUGAUGGGAAAAGUCAUCGAUAUUUUCUUGUUUUACUGCACUUACUAUUAUUUCUUGAUUGAAUUUGUUCAGUAUAAGCUCGUUAUUGUGCAAAUUUAAAUAAAUAUUUCUCUUACCUUAA